Messenger RNA from Hemibagrus wyckioides, 1458 nucleotides. It is a transcript of the gene samsn1a, whose product is annotated as SAM domain, SH3 domain and nuclear localisation signals 1a. The transcript has 8 exons. Bases 151 to 1221 code for a protein of 356 amino acids. The record is from RefSeq and is a predicted model, not a curated record. NCBI's taxonomy places the organism in Eukaryota, Metazoa, Chordata, Actinopteri, Siluriformes, Bagridae. Gene Ontology annotation, molecular function: protein binding.
CACAUCCUGUGUGUGAUCUGAGGAAGUCAGAAAGCAAGACUCAUCUGAGGAACCACUGCAGUUAGCACUUUAGAUUGAAAGGUCAAGCACGCAGGCUAGGAUUAAUAAAAUAAUACAACUGUAAGAUAAUAUUAAGAAAAUAAUAAGGCCAUGCUUCAAAGGGCAGCAUCAAAUGUUUCGGAUAAACCUAAAAACCUCAAACCAAAGAGAUCCACCAGUUUCGGAAAGUUUGACGGCCUCAGGCAUCCAAACUCACCAGCCAAGCUUGAGGAAGAUGGAACAGCUCUGCAGGCUGAGGGUGAGUCAGGAGUGGAGAAGAAAGACAAGCAGAACACUUUGGGAAGAAAGAUGAAGGCCAUCGCAAUGACUAUGAAGCUAGGCAAGAAGCACAUGAAGUCCUGCUCUGAGGAUACGUGUGAUGACACAGACAGAGGAACAGAAGGAGGUACAGAGAGCAGCUCUCAUUUAAAGAAAGCUACAAACCACUCGAGUAACUCGUUAGAAAGUCUCUCCAGUGGACAGAGCUCUUCCAAUGCCAUGACCAGCAGCUUGGACACGUCCAGUAACCGAAACAGCCUGAGGUUGGAGGAGGACAUGUCCUACACAGGGCCGUUUUGUGGACGAGCCCGAGUACACACAGCCUUCUUCCCCAGUCCUUACGACACGGACUCACUCAAUCUCAAGGUCGGCGAUAUCAUCAAUAUCAUAAGCAAACCUCCGAUGGGGAUAUGGACGGGCAUGCUGAACAAUAAAGUAGGGAAUUUCAAGUUUAUCUACGUGGAUAUGCUGCUGGAGAAAGAAAAAGAUAAAGGAGAAGAUGAGGAGGAGAAAAAGAAUGAAGAGAAAGAGAAGGAGGAGGCACUUAAGGUCAGGCCUCAGCGACUGUCCAAAAAACCUCGACCCAAAACGCUGCUGGAGUUACUAGAGAGGCUGAAUUUAGAGGAAUACAUCUCGACUUUGCUCCUGAACGGCUACCAGUCUGUGGAUGACCUGAAGGACUUGAAAGAGAAGCAUCUGACUGAGCUGAACAUCACUGAUCCUGAGCACAGACGCAAACUACUCGAUGCCUCACAGGACAUUUAUAUCAUGAGCCGGGACGAGCUGAACGAGAAGACGUGUGAGGAAGACGACGAGGAGGCCAGCGACUGUCCUCGAGACUCAGGCUGUUUCAUCCCAAAGGAGUGUGCAGACACAAGCAGAGAGGACGGCGAUAUACACUAACAUCUCUCUUCUCUGAAUUGAGCUGUGAUGCUUUAUGACCACUCAUCAAAUCAAAUAUUUGCAUUACGUGUGUCUUUGGGAUGUCUGUAGAUUACUGUGUUGACAUAUCUGCUGAUUUAUGUAUUUAUACAUGAAAUUUCUUUACUCUUUUCUGUUGUUCUGUGUGUUAAUAUAAACAUUACUGUAUAAACUGUAUAUAUGGAUAUAUUCUUGCAUUUUUAAUGCAUUAAGAGUUAA